AUGAAUGAGAAUAGCACAACUGAACAACAGAAUUUGAAUAUAGGAGCUCAUGAGGUUUUGAACUUGCUUCUGCGCUCAUUAGUAUCAAAGAAACCUCUGUCCGAAACUAUACUGAAGCAUAAUCCUGUACCAAAUUCGAAUUUGAGCCUUUUAAAUCUGGAUCAACUAAUAUCGACACGUAUUGAAUCUCUACUGAUUGGAGACAUGAUGGAUGCGGAGGAAGAAGAAAAGAUUGUUGUUAAGCUAACAAUUAGCGUAUCGAAGAAUAUUCAUAUGAGGGAUGCUUCUUUCAAAGGGUGCAUUGAUCAGUUGCACAAAUGUGUCAAAGAUCUUGAUGAGCAGCACUUGAAGUCAAAUUACCACGGGGAAAUUCUACUGGGUCCUAAGAUUUAUCCUGGUUUUUGCUACGAGAACCGUCUUUUAGGAAUCGAGGAUGGCCCAGUGGCCUCAUAUUAUUAUGCUUAUUGGCCGGUGGAUAUAUUGGCUACUGAUAAAACACUCAUCGCUUCUAACGCAGUGACACUUCCACUCAAAUUGAAGCUUGAUAAAAAUACUCAAGGGUAUUUGAAAGCAUCAACAGCGUUCAUGGUACCUUUCACUGACAUAGAGGAGGAAACUGUUGAGGCUUUGCGUCUUUUGGUGGCUACUUUUCUUAGCGACUCUGCUCUAACCGAUGUCUUCAUUAGGCAGCUGAAUCAAGAGAAGUCUAUAAAGAGAGCUUGCUUAUCUAUUACAAGAUGA
Molecule: messenger RNA, 741 nt
Organism: Prunus armeniaca (apricot)
Lineage: Eukaryota; Viridiplantae; Streptophyta; Magnoliopsida; Rosales; Rosaceae
Source: the annotation of a GenBank genome assembly